AAAGUGUAGGAAAAAUUUGAAUGAAAAAGAAAAAAAAAAAAAAAAGAAAAAAAAGAAAGCAACGAAAGAUGAGAUCGAAUAAUUAUUUAUUCAACUGUAAAAGUUUAUUCAUUUCGAUGAUAAUUGUGUCGGUUUUGUUUGAUCAUUGGGUGAUUGCCAAUGAGGAUAAUGAAUCGACUAUGGUGGUGCGCGAGAAAAAGGCGCGAAUUGUGAAGAAACUUAAAAAAGAUUUGAGAAAAUUGAAGAAACAAGAAGGAGCAAUUAAAUUGAUUGGUAGUGAGAAAGGUGAUUACGAAGGAAAUGUAGAGAUAUUGCAUGAGGGUAAAUGGGGCAGUAUUUGCGACGACGAGUGGGAUUACUUGGAGGCCAAUGUGGUUUGCAGACAAUUAGGCUUCGACGGUGCAAUUAAACCAACGACCAAUGGUCAUUUCGGACAAGCCAGAAGAAGAUAUUGGAUGGAUAAUAUUUAUUGCGAUGGUACAGAAGAGGAACUUUCCAAAUGUCGUUUCGAUGGUUGGGGAAAUUCUGAUUGUGAUAGUAACGAAGCUGCCGGUGUUAUAUGUUCUCACGAUGAAGAAAAAUUAUCAUUAUCAUCAUCAUCAUCAUCAUCCUCGUUUAAAAAGAAACAAGAAAAGUCAAGGAUCAAGGAUGUGCAUCAACAAGGCAUUGCAUUAAGAUUGACUGGUGGUCGGGGUCAUAAUGAGGGUAGACUUGAAAUUAAACUUGGAACUUCUGAUUGGGGUGUCGUUUGCGGCGACGGCUGGUCCCUAUUCGAAGCAGGGGUGGUCUGUCGUCAACUAGGACUUGGUUACGCCUCCGACGCUACACAAAGCAACUAUUUUGUUGGCGAGACUAUACCCAUGGCGAUUAGUGGUGUACGGUGUCAUGGGGACGAAAAUAAUCUCGCUGAAUGUUUGUACGAUAAAAUUCCUUAUUGUCCUGGUGUGAAGGAGAAUGUGGCAGGUGUAGUGUGUUCAAGAGAUAUGCCAGAUUUGAUCUUUGAUCAUAUUGAAUUAAUGAGAACGGCAUAUUUGGAGGAUCGUCAACUUUAUUGGUUACAAUGUGCCAUGGAAGAAAAUUGUGUUGCCUCGAGUGCUUACAAGGUUCAAAAGGAAUCGUAUAAUUGGCAUUUUGAAAGUAGAAGACUAUUGAGGUUCACCGCAAGGAUCUUAAAUGCAGGAACUGCUGACUUCCGACCAGCCGUGCCUAAACACUUAUGGGAAUGGCAUAUGUGUCACAUGCAUUAUCAUUCUAUGGAAGUAUUUGCAACGUUUGACAUAAUUGAUUCGAGUGGCAACAAAGUAGCUGAGGGUCAUAAAGCAUCUUUUUGUUUGGAAGAUAAUCAGUGUAUUCCAGGUGUAGAACCAAGAUACAAAUGUGCUAAUUACGGUGAUCAAGGAAUCUCCGUUAAUUGUAGCGACAUAUACAAACAUAAUAUUGAUUGUCAAUGGGUGGACAUUUCUGAAUUAGAACCAGGACAAUAUACAUUUAAGGUCGCCGUAAACCCGGAGUUUAAGGUCGGCGAAAUGUCAUUUGACAAUAAUGCAGCAAUUUGUCGUUUACUUUAUACAGAAACCUUCGCAACUGUACACAGUUGCGUCAUGGGAAGACCUUGAUAUCUUUCAAAGGAAUAUUCAAAUAAUAAUCAUUUGAGAUUUUCGAAUUUGUUGAUCAUAGAAUAAAUUAUUGAUAAAGAUGCAUGAACAUAUGUGCAUUUUCUUUUCUUCUUUUUCUUAUACA
Messenger RNA from Polistes dominula (European paper wasp), 1740 nucleotides. Its product is annotated as Lysyl oxidase-like 1. Lineage: Eukaryota; Metazoa; Arthropoda; Insecta; Hymenoptera; Vespidae. Gene Ontology annotation, cellular component: membrane. The record is from RefSeq and is a predicted model, not a curated record. Gene Ontology annotation, biological process: peptidyl-lysine oxidation. Gene Ontology annotation, molecular function: protein-lysine 6-oxidase activity; copper ion binding.